Messenger RNA from Schistosoma bovis, 2476 nucleotides. The record is from the annotation of a GenBank genome assembly. NCBI's taxonomy places the organism in Eukaryota, Metazoa, Platyhelminthes, Trematoda, Strigeidida, Schistosomatidae.
CAGCUCUUGAUUUGACUCUCUGCCUUGCAAUGGGUUAAAACUAUCUGCUUCAUUCAGCUUCAUUCUCAAGAUUAUCUUAAUCUGAAGCUUUUGUUAUUUGCCACUUGCUAUUUAUUGCUUUCUGUAGUAAAUAUAAGUCCAUUUUUUACGCUUGCUUGCUCACCGAUUCACUUUUUCUGUUGUGCUACUCAUAUGUAGUCAUAUUCACAGUACUCUGCAUGCUCCUCUGGUACACAGAGUACCUUGUACUUUGUGCUACUGGGAAGUCGAAAUACAACUUUCCUUGCUUCUAAAAUUUUUUAAACUCUCGAAGUGAUUUUGGGUAUACGAAUUUGUAUGUAACCCAUACGAAAAUACCCAAGCUGCCAACUUUGGGGAAAUUCUUGGGAAAUCCCCAAAGUGAAAUAGCCUUCCCCAAAGUUUGGGGAAGUUCUGGGAAAUUUUGGGGUUUUCGUCUCAUUACCCCAAAAUUUACUAUAGCGGCUUUCCCAAAAUUUCCCCAAAAUGGACCAAAUUUUCCCCAAAGUUGGUAGCUUGGGUAUAGGUAUCUUUAUUUCAUCUUUCUGUAGGUCAUGUAAAUCCAUGUCAGCUGAAUAUACGAAGUGUCUCUAGAAUAACUUUACAUCAACACUGCUAGACCUUCAUGUUCUUCUUUAGCGUAUUAUUUUAUGUGUAGGUGUUUCAAACUAUCCGGUAGUAGCGGCUUAUGAGGCACUGUUAUUAUUAUAAAGAACUUUGGAUUAAAAACUAGCCUUCUCAAGUUAGGAAUUGUUAGCUAACUCGGUAACCCAGGUAGUUAUCUUACGUUGUCAACUAAGAAUCUAUGGAGUCAUGUUUCCAGAUGAGUAGCGAGCAAAACACGCUCCUGGUUCACAAUGGAUAUCUUUUUUUGAUCCUCAGUUUUUACUCGGUUCAUAUCGUUUGGCUCAACAGUUAUCGAUUGGUCAGUUUCUGAGUCAUUAAUGAGAUCAAAAUGUUUCUUAAAAUAUUUUGCCUUGACUUAAUCCCAAUUUCUUCGAAGCACUUCGGUAAGAUGCAUCGAGUUAUAUUUUAUAUGAAGUUAGAAGUUGCAAUUUAAACUAUUUACUGGAAACAAUGUCACAAAAUCUAGCGAAAAUGAUUCGCAGGUGUAGUUUAUUUAACCAGAAUAUCUAUCCCACCUUAUUUUGUAAGAAAUUCGUAUUUGAAUGUAACGCCUACGAAUGCGAUUUAUUAAUGGUACUAUUGUUAUUAUUGAAAACUAUUUGCUGUAAUAUGCUAUAUUUUACAAUAUUCUGUGGAUAGUUUUAGUGAUCUAUGUGGUCCAUGCUGAAAGUCUAACGUUUAUUUUUGUACUUUUUCUAAAAACAACCUGUAUUCUUAUGUUCCAGGACUAUCAUUUUGGUGGUCUCAUGAACUAACUAUCCAAAUCACUUAGCAUUGAUCCUAUGACACCCAUCAACUGAUGACAAACCAAGUUGUUUUGAAGUAUGAAAAGCUAGAGAAAAUUGGAGAAGGUACAUAUGGUAAAGUCUAUAAAGCGAGGAACCGAGAGACACAUGAAAUUGUUGCACUUAAACGUGUUCGACUAGAAAAUGACGAUGAAGGUAUUCCUAGUUCAGCUUUUCGAGAAAUAUGUCUCUUAAAAGAACUUAAACAUAAAAACAUUGUCAGACUUUUUGACGUCCUGUUAAGCGAGUCAAGGCUAACAAUUGUAUUUGAAUAUUGUGAUCAGGAUUUGAAGAAAUACUUCGACAGUUGUAAUGGUGAUAUAGAUCAGAAUACUGUAAAGCUUUUCAUGUUCCAACUUCUACGUGGUCUUCAGUUUUGUCACAGUCACAACGUUUUACACCGAGACUUGAAGCCACAAAAUCUACUGAUCAAUGAUAAUGGAGAGUUAAAGUUGGCUGAUUUCGGUCUGGCUCGCGCAUACGGAAUACCCGUGCGACAAUACUCAGCAGAAGUUGUCACACUCUGGUAUCGACCACCAGAUGUUCUUCUUGGAGCUAAAUUAUACACAACCUCAAUUGAUAUGUGGUCAGCUGGUUGUAUUUUCGCUGAAAUGUCCAAUGCUGGAAGACCACUUUUUCCUGGUUAUGAUGUUGAUGAUCAAUUGCAGAGAAUUUUUAAAUUAUUAGGAACUCCCACUGAAUCAACCUGGCCAUCUGUUGUUGAAUUACCCGACUAUGAACCAUUUACUGUGAUGUAUCCUCGUACAAUGAAUUGGCAUCAAGUUGUUCCGAAAAUGUCAUUUCGUGGUCGUGAUUUAUUACAACAACUUGUUAUUUGUAAUCCAUCUGACCGUAUAUCAGCUGAUCAAGCAUUAAAACAUUCAUAUUUUGAGAGUAUUCUGUGAUAUUAAUUUUAAUUGAACAAAACAAACAUGGAUCAAUAAGUUUUGCUUUUUUUCGAAAAAAAAUCAAUUCAAUUUGAAAAUGAGAGGGAAAAAAUUAGUAUUUAUAUGUUUUCGUAGGAGAAACCAAACAAAAGUUUGUCG